AGCAGGCUCCCCUUCCAGUGCCAUGCAAUGAACAUGAAACAAUAGGAAAUGCUGAGGGUAGUUUUGUACAGUGGCCUAAGGACCUCGUGAUGUUAGGACAGGAUCCCAUUUCAUUGGAGAAUAAAAAAGUUCAUGACAAAAGAUCGAAAGAUGUUGUCACAAAGCCUGAGAGCAAAGGUUCAGCGACUCAAAAGAAUAAAGGCCUUGGUGACGAAAAUUCAACUCAAAAUUGUCGAUCCUUGCGCUACUUGCUUGAGCAAUCUAAUGCAAAAGGUACAACUUUUACUUUUGAACAAGAUGGAGAACCUAUAUAUGUGACAUACGAAGAUGUUGAUCAAUUUCUAAAAAGGAGCUGGUUAAACAUACCCAUCUUGGAAAUCUUUUCAAAGUACAUUGGGAAGUUGUGCAAAGAGCUAAACGAUGAUAGGUUUGCAUUUAUGUCACCUUCUAGACUAGUGAUAAAUCACAAGCGUGAAUACAAUCGUAUUGAGGAUGCAACUCAAUAUAUGAAACAUUUUUUAGUUGCAAACAAAGAUAAGCGUUUCAUCAUUGCACCAUACAUCCAAGAUGAUCAUUGGAUGUUACUUCUGUUUUGUUUGGAUGAGAGUGUUAUUUAUGUGUUUGAUUCCUUGAGAAGGGAACGAGAUAUACGGUUGACGACCCCGGCACGAACGGCAUUUAAACUUUAUGUACCACAAGGUGGAAAGAGAAAUAACACAAAGGAAUUUCUUUGGUCUCAUACAGAUGUUCAGUGUCCUCAACAAGAAGGAGGUACGGAGUGCGGAUUUUUUGUUAUGAGGUACAUGUAUGAAGUAGUCAAGCUUUCUCAAAAAAAUCCCAACAUCAAUUGGAAAGAGGGUCUUGGUUCAAGAAGGUAUCUAAAGAAGGAAAUCAAUGAGGUUCGAGAGUUGUGGGCUGAAUAUUUUACUGUUGAAUGUCUAUAAUCAGACAGACACUCUAUGAAGGCCAGUUCAAGUAUUUUGGAGAAAAGCACGAGUGAAGAAAAGACUCGGUCAUCAGUGGAUUUCCUAGACUUUUUCACUAUUGAUUAGUGGUAUUGACAUGUUGUAGUAGUACUUAUAUGAUUGAUGGAUGUAAUAGAAGUAGAUAUUACUAAU
Messenger RNA from Daucus carota subsp. sativus, 1118 nucleotides. Its product is annotated as ubiquitin-like-specific protease 1. Gene Ontology annotation, biological process: proteolysis; protein deneddylation. Gene Ontology annotation, molecular function: deNEDDylase activity; cysteine-type peptidase activity. The record is from RefSeq and is a predicted model, not a curated record. The coding region runs from base 90 to 944 and encodes 284 amino acids. The transcript is spliced from 8 exons. NCBI's taxonomy places the organism in Eukaryota, Viridiplantae, Streptophyta, Magnoliopsida, Apiales, Apiaceae.